Suillus paluster is the source of this 504-nucleotide messenger RNA. RefSeq lists its product as uncharacterized. Lineage: Eukaryota; Fungi; Basidiomycota; Agaricomycetes; Boletales; Suillaceae. The record is from RefSeq and is a predicted model, not a curated record. The transcript has 3 exons. Bases 133 to 423 code for a protein of 96 amino acids.
CAUUUGUGUCUCGGUCUGCUCGAUCGAAACCCACAGACACUGUUGAUCUCACACUUACACUUCGCCACCAGGCCAUAUCAAAUGCUCCACCAAUCUUUACAUGAUAUAUCUUAGUCACAUACUGGUGCUGCGAUGGCAAAAUUCUUUCAAGCAAUGCUUGAAUGCUUUGGGCUAACAAAGAGAAUUCUUGCAGUUAAUGCUGAUAAUGCGACCGCAAAUGAUUCUCAAACAACAAAGCUCGCGAGCCUCGAUAACUCAUUUGAGUCUGUCAACUGUGUUCGAUGUUUUAACCAUACUCUCCAGCUUGCUGCAAAAGCUUUGCUGAAGCCAUUCAACUCCGAGUCAUUGUCAGCAUCUGAAGCCGAUGAUGAUGUGGAUGGCAUUAGACUAUCUCUCCGUCCCAGUAACAUCAACUGCGGUUGAACGUGUCUUCUCGCAGGGCCGGCAGCUCCUUCAUUUUACUCGCAACCGGCUCGCACCAUCAACAAUUCCUGCUUUUCUCUG